This is a messenger RNA of Fukomys damarensis (Damara mole-rat), 6373 nucleotides long. It is a transcript of the gene Ubox5, whose product is annotated as U-box domain containing 5. NCBI's taxonomy places the organism in Eukaryota, Metazoa, Chordata, Mammalia, Rodentia, Bathyergidae. Gene Ontology annotation, cellular component: nucleus. Gene Ontology annotation, biological process: protein polyubiquitination. Gene Ontology annotation, molecular function: ubiquitin-ubiquitin ligase activity; ubiquitin protein ligase binding. The coding region runs from base 487 to 2112 and encodes 541 amino acids. The record is from RefSeq and is a predicted model, not a curated record. The transcript is spliced from 5 exons.
AAUGUGAUCCCCAGUACAAAAAUAAUAAUAAUAAUAAUCUGAAUAAAUGAACAGAAAUGUUGUACUGAUGAAUUUUGUAAAAGGUACCAUAAUAGCUCCCUAAAUUCCUCUGUAGAUUUAAUAAUAUUCAAUAAAACCCCAAAAGACCUUUCAGUAGUGAUAUUUUUGACUCUUAUUAUUUUUGUUUCAAUAAGAAUAUGUAAUUGCAUUGACCAGUGUUAAAUGACAAAGAUGCUGUGUACCACUGUUGUUAUUUUGUGACCCAUUCAUUCUAAACCUUCUGUUUUGUUUCUGGGUGCAGCUGUUUGUGGCUGUCCCUUUCCUGUGGGGAGCCAACUGCAGAGCUGACAGGCCCCAUCUCCACUUGGUCUUUGGCACAGCUGUCAGCUGGAGAAUUGGCAGGCUUUGCCAGCCUGUGAAGCCUGCACUAGAAAUCUCCUUCAAGAUUUUUUCUGAUGCUUGGAAGUUAAUAUAUGAGCCACAAAGAUGGUAAUAAAUCUUUGCCUCCCUCAGUUCAGACCAAGAAUUCACUGCAACAAGAUAUCAGCUGAUGGUUAUGAAGUAGAAAAUCUCAUCUCUGAAGACCUCACAAAGAGAAGCCAUGGUUUUAGGACAGAGUAUUUCAUUAAGCCACCAGUGCACGUGACAGUUUCCUUUCCCUUUAAUGUGGAAAUCUGUAGGAUUUACGUAGACCUCACAGCUUGGGGCAGCCAGAAUGUCACUGGCCUGGAGAUGUACACAUCCACCUUGUCCAGCAGAGCCUCCUGGAGUGGGCCUGAGUGCCAGUCCCUGGGCUCCACCGAGCCCUCUGUGCCUGACAAGGAGGCGUUCACCUUGGUAGGCAAAGUCCUGCUGAAGAACCAGAGCCAAGUGGUGUUCAGCCACCGGGGCUUCAAGGCCAGGCCACCUUUUAGCCCAGUGGAAGUCACACUUCCCUCUCCUGCAGUUUUGGCCGAGGAACUCUGGAAUAAAGGGGCUCUUUCCCUCUGCCAUGUGGCCCACCUCAGGAUCUGCAUCACCCAUGUGACGGGCAGUGGUGUCCCUUGCAUCAAGCGGUUGGAGGUAUGGGGUCAGCCAGCAAAGACCUGCUCUCAGGAGGUCAUAGACAGUGUCUUGCUGCUGGCCUCAGAGAGCAUACCUCAGGACCUGGCCCUACAGACCCCAGCCUUGCCCAUGGAGAGUGACUGUGACCCCGCAGGCCAAUCUGAGGGCCAGCAGGCCCCCUCCAGCCCCCUGCAAGAGCUGGCUGAGGUGAUUCAGGAAGUACCUGAGGAGUUCCUGGAUCCCAUCACCCUGGAGAUCAUGCCCUAUCCCAUGCUGCUGCCCUCAGGCAAGGUCAUCGACCAGAGCACCCUAGAGAAGUGUAACCGCAGUGAGGCUGCAUGGGGCCGAGUACCCAGUGACCCAUUCACAGGCAUUGCCUUCACCCCACACUCCCAGCCCCUGGCACACCCCACCUUGAAAGCCCGCAUAGACCAUUUCCUGCUCCAGCACUCUGUCCCUAGCUGCCACCUGCUUGGGAGAGCACAGGCUGCAUUAGCAGUGACCCCUUCUUCCAUAACCCUGCCUUCUCGGAAAAGGAAGCCGGAGCAGGGGGACCGGACCUUAGACAAUAACCUUGGUGCAAACACUUCCUGCUUUCGGACCACAAACCUGGUCUCUUCCACUACCUCAGAACAUUCCACCAAGAAAAUGAAGGCCACCAACGAGCCUACCCUGACCUACAUGGACUGCUCCACAGAAUCAGUGUCCCAUGAGCAAAAGCUGUCACAAAGCUUGGAAAUGGCCUUGAUGUCCACCCUUGGCUCUAUGCCUUCCUUCACAGCCCGGACGAAUAGGGGACAGCUCCAGCACCUGAGCACAAGAGGAAGCAGCACUUCGCAGAGGCCAGGCGCUGGCUCAGGGCAACCUGGGUGCGACUCAGGCCCCAAGUGCGCCUCCUGCAAAAGAGUGUUUUCUUCCUACUGCAAAAAGGAACCCAUGUACCAGCUGCCCUGUGGCCACCUCCUUUGCCGACCCUGCCUGGGUGAGAAGCAGCGCUCCCUGCCCAUGACCUGCACGGCCUGCCAGCGGCCCUUCACCAGCCAGGAUGUGCUGCGGGUGCACUUCUGAGUGACUAGCCUCAGCCAGACACAGCCACUGCUGGAAGGCACCAAGGGGGAAGGAUGGGGUCAUAGCUCUCCUGUGGUCUGGCCAGUGAGAGCUGCCUGUUCUCUUUCUGGUCAUUGUCACCUCACAGUGCAGCACAGGGAUUGGGGGGCGGCUCACUUCUGCUCAGGUGGCCACAAGAUAAAGCCAUAGACUGGGCUGGGAGGGUUGGAGAAAUAGCCCUGCCUUCCUGAACCUCUCUGCUAUGCUCCUGCCAGCUCCUGCCCAGAGUGGGCACCCCUGCUGAAGGCAUCCCAUGCACACCUGCUCCCAACAAGGCCUGCCGAGUGGGCCACAGUGGACUGCUCAGGGUCACCCAGAAGUGAACCACACGGGGCUUGGGGCACAUGACUCAGCCCCUACCCCCAGCUGGCCAACACUUGGAGCCUUAAUAUAAUGAUGGUUGAUGUCCUCCUUGGUAAGCACCUGUGUCAUCAUACUCCUGUCCCCAUGUGUCUACUAAGUGACUGUCACAGGGCAGUCAUGAGCAGUCACAGGCUGAUUCUUGUCAACAGCCUGAAAGGAUAAAAGUGUUCAGUGUGCCCCAUGUUGUGAGGGCCGCAGGUCAGGGUUUACAGUAGGCAUUGCCAGGGGGGCUGUGUAGUCUCCCUCUGCCAGGUACCAGUGCAGCACUGUCAUGCGGAAAACACCUGUGCAGCAUGUGGCUCAUUUCAGGAAAAGUAUGUGUUUAUAGGCUGCCUUUUUAUCUAUUCACAGUUUAGCUUUAUGGAGUCCCAAAGGGAAAUAUGUAUUCCUGCAACUUUGCUUACCAUACCAUAUAGAUUCUAAUCACCCCAAGAUUCAGUGAAAAACUACACCCCGCUGUUCUGUGCACUUCUGAGCACACUGGGGUAGAAGCAGCCUGAUGUGCUCCUGCUUUGUCCUUGUGCAAGCCUGGUAGACAGGCCAUUCCUUGUCCCCUCGGGCCACCCAGGGUUGAGAUCUGCAGUUGUGUUCAGGGAAUCUGCAUUGGUCAGAGUUCUCAGAGGAGAACCCUGGCGCCUGGCACCUCACAUGACCCCUCAGGGUCUGCACAGACAGCGCAGCAGGCCCCGUGGGCUUUCAGCUCUGUUCCAGGGUGGGGGCUGCUAUCCCUCUUCUCUGUUCUUGGGAAGCGCCAGGACACACUGCUGCACCUUAGCCUGAUCUCCCACCCCAGCAGCUCAGUCCUCAGGGCUCUCUCAGAGCUUGGGAGCCUUUCUCUUGGCAGUGUCCUGUCUGCCUUGCCCUGGAAGCUGUCUGUGGGGUCAGCAUCAGCCCAGAGUGCCCAGAUGAGGGCAAAGCCAUCUCCCUGCAGGUGCAGGUGCUGGAGGUGCUGCAGAGUCUGGGGACCUGCAUUUGUGAUGAGUUUCUGCUCCCCAGCCAGCUGAUGGAAAACCAGGCAUAGUAACCACUGAAUGGGCAGGAGGACCUGCCCUGGACCAGGUUGAACCCCUGCCAACACCCUUGGAGAUGCAUCCAUUUUUAAAUUUUACAGAUUUCCCUAAAAGGAAGCGCUCCUUUCACCACCUUUGUCAUGAACAUGAUGAGCACCACUGGGCUCCAUUUCUCUCCUCCAGAAAAUGGGAAUAAAAUUUCUUUUGCUGCUAUCUGGCCCUGAGGGUUAUUUAUUUUUCAUCAGAGCCUGGGGCUCUUUUUCAUCAGAGCUGCUUUUUCAUCAAAGCAGCUUCCCAGUAAAUACACGGAGCUCAACUCCACUGACUGAGAAGAUUCAGGGCCCUUUGGCCUUGCCUCACAUCCCUGCCCAUCCUCUGACUGCAGGGGGCUUGUGUCUUCUGGUGUCUCUGACUCAAUGGGGCAUGAAGCACAGAGCUCAGAGCUGGUGGGGGGCCUCUGUAGGCAGGAUGUAGGACAGCUUCGUGAGGCUGGGGUCCUGGGCAGCUUCUCCACAUCUCCAUCCCUGAGGUGCACAGGUGAGGUGCAGUGGGCUACAGUAUGGGCCCAAAGUCUCCAGUCCUUGGCUGCUCCCUGUCCUCACUUGCAGAGGCUGGGCAAUGCCAGCUACCAUUGCUUACAGUUGCCCCUCCAGCCUGUGAGCUGGCAGAAGGGUGGCUCUGUCAAAAUUAGCCCCAAAGAUAGAAGUAGAAGAACCAGAUGGCCAGAAAGAAGAGGAACAGCUGCUCAAUGCUCACAGAGAAUCCCGUCUCCCUGCAGCCAGGUAGCUGUGCCCCGUAGCCCCUGGGUGCUGGGGCUGAGUAGGCUCCUCUAGCCCCACACCUGUUCUGCUUCCUCCUAUAGGUCUCCAGCUUGAGGCCACUCAGCUGCUGGGUACCUUUCCAUUCCCCAGGAAAUGCUGGAAGUAGGUCUGUAGACAAAGAGACUUGCCCCUGCUGCUCAACCUCCUCCGGUGGCAUUGUGAUGCUGGCCUAAUUGCCAUUGUGAUGGCCACCACCGGGGUGGGGUGGGGCUGCUGCAGGCUGGGCCCCUCCACAGAGCCCCCCCCAGGACAACGUAAACCAGCUCCCUGCCUCGGCCUGCUACCUGGCCCCUCUCCCAGACUACCUGCUCACACAGCAUCUUCCCUCCAUUCUGGGCAGGGGAGGGGCUAGGCUAGGAAUUGGCCAAAGCUGUGCCGUCCAGUGUAGUAUCUUCUAGCCAUGUGUGGUUCUUGAUUUAAAAGCAAAUAUAAUUUAAGAUUCAGUUCCUAGUCCUGCCAGCCACAUUUCUACAGUAGUCAUAUGUGGGUGUGUAUUGGACCAUGGAGACAACAACCGGUUUCCCUGCAGAAAGUUCCACUGACCAGUGCUAGAUCAAAUAGGAGCUUGGUAAGACUCCCUGGGAGCUGCUCACUGCUGUGAGCCUGCCCGUGGGACAAGAGAGAAGGCUCUACUUGGAAAGAGUGGCAUAAUGUAUGAGGUUUUUCUUGGGAGUGGGGUAGAUGAAUUUGAACCUCAUUCCCCCAGCCUUGGGUGGCACCCUUGACCUACACUCCUGUACCAAGAGCUCCCCAGAGUGGCUCUGCCUGCCACUCUUUUAGUUUGGCACCAGGGAUCAAACUCAGGCACUUGUGAGGCAGGUGGUGGAACCACUGAGCUAAAUCCCCGGCCCCCUGCCUGCCACUAUUGAUGACCCAGAAGGUGACAUAAUUUCCCACUGGCACAGAGAUGAGAAGAUGAAGGAGGAACAAAGCCUUGGGAUGGUGGGCAAGUUUUUUCCAUGAAGGUUGCACUAAUAACAAGAUGAUGUUUCAGCAGAGCAAGCAGCUCAGUGCUACAGCCAAGUGGUACAGCUCUGAGGCACAGCUGAACUUUACAGCUCAGUGUGGCAUCUCUGGGUCACAGCUCUCAUAAUUUGAAGGCUCUGAUGGUCAGUUAAGAGGUGGAGAAAAAUUCUAUUAGGCUAGCAAGCCCUGGUGGGCUCAGAGGAGUCUGAGCACUCUACCAGAAAUGACAGCCUCCUUACAUAGGGAUCUACUUUCAGGGUAGGCAAGCAUGCUCAAUGAGUGUGGGGCAGAGUUACAGAACAUUCCUGAAACACAUGCCUUGUGAGCAUGCUCACUGAAGUGGGCAGAAUUACAGAACGUUUCUGAGAGGGGGUGAAGCUUAACCUUCUUGUGAGGGAGCAGAGUUUGACAGAACAGUACUGAAAGUUCACACGGUUCAAACAACCACAAACCAUUUUCAUACACUGGGCAGGAGCCCAGCAGCAAAAAGUUGACUGACCUGGAGUCACUAUAUAGCCCAGGCUGGUCUCGAACUCACAGUGAUCCUCCUGCUUCAGCCUCCCAAGUGCUGGGAUUACAGGCAUGAGCCACCACGCCUGGCAUGUAUCUGUCUUAAUGUAUAGCACUUCUCAGUGGCACCACCUGUAUCCACUGCUCAAAUAUUUGGUGUUUUCCCUUCCAAUAUUCCUCUAUUAGGAAAAAAGGGGGCUUUUGUUGGUGUUUGGGGGACAUUGUUUUUGCUGUGCUGGGGAUCAAAUCCAGGGCCUCACAUGCUAGGCAUCCUGGGGGAAGGGACACAAAAAAACAGCUUUUUGCAGAUGGGGAGAAAUAACCCAACACAGAGCAGUGAAACAAUUACUGUAAAAACCCAAAACCAGGCCUGAGUAUAUAUGGAAACUUAAGAUAUUAUAAAAGCCAGUAUCACGAAUUAACAGUAUAAAUGGGCCUUUAAGCACUGGAAUCACUAGGAACAAUUUGAUACUAAGAAGUAGAGGAAAACAGCCAGGCAUGGUGGUGCAUUUGUGUAAUCCCUGCAUUCUGGGAAGCUGAGGUAUGAGGAUC